Gigantopelta aegis is the source of this 11047-nucleotide messenger RNA. Its product is annotated as brefeldin A-inhibited guanine nucleotide-exchange protein 1-like. The record is from RefSeq and is a predicted model, not a curated record. The transcript is spliced from 40 exons. NCBI's taxonomy places the organism in Eukaryota, Metazoa, Mollusca, Gastropoda, Neomphalida, Peltospiridae. Gene Ontology annotation, molecular function: guanyl-nucleotide exchange factor activity. Bases 100 to 5445 code for a protein of 1781 amino acids. Gene Ontology annotation, biological process: regulation of ARF protein signal transduction.
AUGACAAGUUGUCUGGUUGUUGAUUUUAUUUUUGAUGUGUGACAGCUGUAUAGAGUAGGCUAUGCAAUUUUGCUUAGUCGGUACAAAAUCUCUUAAUUCAUGAAUACGACCACGAUGUUCUUGACAAGGGCUCUUGAGAAAAUUCUGGGUGACAAAGAAAUUAAGAAAACCCACCAUUCUCAGUUGAAAAGAGCCUGUGAGGUGGCACUUGAGGAACUAAAAAAUGACACCAGUAUUCAAAGCUUGGACCAAAACGCGUCAUCAGCCCUGCCAGUGCCAAAAAACUCUGGUUUUAUACAUGCUGACAAGUACUUCUUACCAUUUGAGUUGGCAUGUCAGUCUAAGUGUCCCAGAAUUGUCAAUACUGCCCUCGAUUGUCUCCAGAAACUCAUUGCAUAUGGCCAUCUGAUAGGAAAUGUGCCUGAUUCCACAACACCCGGAAAACGACUGAUAGAUCGGAUAGUGGAAACCAUUUGUGGUUGUUUUGUUGGGCCGCAGACAGAUGAGGGGGUGCAGCUUCAAAUAAUAAAGGCACUCCUGACUGUUGUUACGACAGCCUCUUGUGACAUUCAUGAGGGCACGGUUCUACAGACAGUACGAACAUGCUACAACAUCUACCUUGCCAGCAGAAAUCUUGUCAACCAGACAACGGCAAAGGCCACACUUACACAGAUGUUGAAUGUUAUUUUCUCACGUAUGGAACAACAAGCGGAACAAGAUGCUAAGUUGAAAGAACAGCAAGAGUUGAAAGAAAAAGAACUUGAGAAACAACAUGCUGAAACUGGAGCAGGGGAUGGAGGUGGUCGUGGUGGUGAUGAAGCCAGUCCAAAAGAGGAGGCCAAAGAUGAGGUGGAUGAUGGGGCGUCAGAAAGCACUCUCACCUCAGGUGGUCAAGAAACACACUCACAAGAAAAUGGAGAGACGGAUAGCACACAGAACGAGGACAAGAGUGAGGAAAUGCCACAAGACAUCGUUAGCCGUGUUCUGGAAGAGAUUAUUGAUAACGUGACAGGUUGCCCGAUUGCCUCACCUCCCGAAGCUGAGUCCGCUCCACCUACCAUAGAAAACUCCGUUAACCAUGGGGAGAGCACUCCUGCACCCCAACCCACAUUGACCUUAGAUUUGACCAAAGGUGGAGGUCUUGCACGCUUGACAACUGAGGACAGCUCUGAGAUGGAGAGCCAGGAACAGAUGCACGGCGCGUUCAGUCACAUUCUGCAGAAAGACGCCUUCCUGGUGUUCCGCAGCCUCUGCAAACUGUCCAUGAAACCUCUAGGGGAUGGACCUCCUGAUCCCAAGUCCCACGAACUGAGGUCGAAGAUCCUCUCACUCCAGUUGCUGUUAUCAAUUCUACGUAAUGCAGGACCAGUAUUCCGCACAAAUGAGAUGUUUAUCAACGCCAUCAAACAGUACUUGUGUGUGGCCCUGUCCAAAAAUGGAGUCAGUGCAGUACCAGAAGUUUUUCACCUGUCACUGACCAUUUUUGUCACUCUUCUCACCAACUUCAAACAGCAUCUCAAGAUGCAGAUAGAGGUUUUUUUCAAGGAGAUUUUCUUGUACAUCUUGGAAGCUCCAAGCAGUUCAUUUGACCAUAAAUGGAUGGUUAUUCUAGCACUCACCAUUAUUUGUGCUGAUGCUCAGUGUGUUGUUGACAUUUAUCUCAACUACGAUUGUGACCUGGCUCUAGCCAAUAUAUUUGAGCGUCUGGUCAGUGAUCUGUCCAAAAUUGCACAGGGAAGACACGCAAUGGAACUGGGUGCGUCUCCCAGCCAGGAGAAGAACAUGAGGCUGAAGGGGCUAACGUGUCUCGGGUCUAUUCUCAAAUGUAUGGUGGAGUGGAGCAAGGAUCUCUAUAUUAAUCCUAACUCACAGUCGAACCUGGGAGUAGACCUCAAACCGUACACAGAAACGGACAGUGACUCUGGCAAGGGGACGAUGACCAGUUAUGGAAGUGUCAAUUCCCUCGGCUCUAACAGUUCCCAGGUGAUCAGCAUCCAGCCCACCGACAAUCCCGAGCAGUUUGAAGUGAUCAAACAACAGAAGGAAAUCAUGGAAAAUGGAAUCGAGUUAUUUAACAAAAAGCCAAUGAAAGGAAUUCUGUAUCUCCAGGAGCAAGGAAUGCUGGGAAAAAGUCCCGAUGACAUUGCUGAACUUUUUCACACAGAUGAUCGUUUGGAUAAAGUUGCUAUUGGUGAUUUCCUUGGAGAAAAUGAAAAGUUUAACAAAGCGGUCAUGUAUUCGUAUGUGGAUCAGAUGAACUUUGUUGAGAUGGAUAUUGUGUCAGCCCUCAGAAAGUUCCUGGAGGGGUUUAGAUUACCAGGAGAAGCUCAGAAGAUUGACAGACUGAUGGAGAAAUUUGCAUCUCACUACUGUGUGUGUAAUGCAAAUGCUGGACUGUUUGCAAGUGCCGAUGCCGCAUACGUGUUGGCGUACUCUAUCAUCAUGUUGACCACGGAUCUCCACAGCUCACAGGUGAAAAGGGAAUACAAAAUGACAAAAGAGCAGUAUAUACGGAUGAAUCGUGGGAUCAAUGACAGCAAGGACCUGCCCGAAGAUUACCUGUCCAAGAUUUAUGACCAAAUUGCAGACAGUGAAAUAAAAAUGAGAGCCACCGGUGGAAUAAAACCCAGCAAAUCUGUCCGGGACAUAACGAGUAACAAACAGCGGCGAUUGCUGUACAACAUGGAGAGGGAACAGAUGGCCGUGACAGCUAAAGCGUUGAUGGAGAGCGUCAGCCACGUCCAGUCAAACUUCACAUGUGCGACACACCUCGAACAUGUUCGACCCAUGUUCAAGAUGGCAUGGACCCCAUUCCUGGCAGCAUUUAGUGUUGGUCUGCAAGAUUGUGACGAUCAAGAUGUGGCUACUCUGUGUUUAGAUGGCAUCCGGUGUGCUAUUCGAAUUGCCUGCAUAUUUCACAUGGAGCUGGAGAGAGAUGCAUACGUUCAAGCUUUGGCACGGUUUACACUGUUGACAUGUGCCACGCCCAUAACAGAAAUGAAAACUAAAAACAUUGACACCAUCAAAACACUCAUCUCAGUUGCUCAAACUGACGGAAACUACCUUGGCAAGUCGUGGUUGGAGAUCUUGAGGUGUAUAUCCCAGUUGGAGUUGGCUCAGUUGAUUGGAACCGGGGUGAAAACGAAGUAUAUCUCUGGACACGCCUCUCAGUCAGCAGCAGGCCAUCCCAUUGAAGCUUUUGAUCCUGAAGUAAUUGCUCGUGGGAACUUAGACCGGCAGCGGUUAGCCAACUUUCAUGAGACUGUUGGAGAAACCAGUUCACAGAGUGUGGUUGUUGCAGUGGACAGGAUAUUUACAGGCUCCGUCAAACUGGAUGGAGAUGCUAUAGUUGAGUUUGUGAAGGCUCUGUGCCAGGUGUCGCUGGAUGAGCUGGCCACGCGGUCCCACCCGAGAAUGUUCUGUCUACAGAAGAUAGUGGAGAUCUCCUACUACAACAUGGGGCGUAUCCGUCUGCAGUGGUCCAGAAUCUGGCAGUUCGUCGGAGACCACUUCAACAAGGUUGGAUGCAAUCCUAUGGAAGACAUUGCCUUUUUUGCCGUUGAUUCUCUGAGGCAACUAUCAAUGAAGUUUAUUGAAAAGGGAGAGUUCAUUUAUUUCCGCUUUCAAAAAGACUUUCUUCGGCCUUUUGAACAUAUCAUGAAGAGAAAUAGGUCUCCAACAAUACGAGACAUGGUUGUGAGAUGUGUUGCUCAGAUGGUUAACUCUCAGGCAGGCAAUAUCAAAUCUGGUUGGAAAAACAUCUUCAGCGUUUUUCAUCUGGCAGCUUCUGACCAUGAUGAGGGAAUUGUUGAACUUGCCUUUCAGACAACAGGAAAAAUUAUCUCAAGUAUUUUUGAGAAACAUUUUGUUGCCGUCAUCGAUUCAUUCCAAGAUGCAGUGAAGUGUCUGUCAGAGUUUGCUUGCAAUGCUGCAUUCCCCGACACCAGCAUGGAGGCAAUCCGACUCAUUAGGAACUGUGCAAAGUAUGCGGCUGAGAAACCCCAGACAUUUUGUGAUCAUGCUGGUGAGGAAAUAAAUGUGCCCGAGGAAGACAGAGUGUGGGUUCGAGGCUGGUUUCCGGUUCUCUUUGAGCUCUCGUGUGUGAUAAAUAGAUGUAAACUAGAUGUUAGAACCAGAGGCUUAACUGUGAUGUUUGAAAUCAUGAAGACAUAUGGUGAAUCAUUCCAGCCACAUUGGUGGCGAGAUCUGUUUAAUAUUAUUUUCCGUAUCUUUGACAAUAUGAAAUUGCCUGAACAGUUGAAUGAGAAGAAUGAAUGGAUGACGACCACCUGCAACCACGCCUUGUACGCGAUCAUUGACGUGUUCACGCAGUACUACGACGUGCUUCACGAGAUCCUUCUGUCGGACCUCUACCAGAUGCUGCACUGGUGUGUACAGCAAGAUAAUGAGCAGUUGGCUAGAUCAGGCACAAACUGCUUGGAAAACCUUGUCAUAUCUAACGGCAUCAAGUUUUCAUCGGAUGUUUGGCAGAAUACAUGCUGCUGUAUGCUGGACAUUUUCAAAAGUACCAUUCCACAUACAUUAUUAACAUGGUGUCCUGACAAUGGGGACAAUUUAGAGAAUGCAGCAAUUCAAACAGAAGAACUAAAAGACUCAAAUCAGAAUGCUCCAGUCCUCAAAGACAGUAACUUCGACAACCGAGUACUGGUACGUUCUGACAGCAAUGCCAGCACUCUUUCACAAGACUCCAGAGAUCACAAGAUUCCCAGAUCAAAAAUUCCGUCUGACCAGAAGUUGUUUCAGGCCUUGUUAAUCAAGUGUGUUGUUCAGCUGGAACUCAUUCAGACGAUUGACAACAUUGUGUUCUUCCCUUCCACUAGCAAGAAGGAAGAUGCUGAAAAUUUAGCAGCAGCACAGGCGAGUACGGAUGACGUGCAGGUGUUCGACCCAACCCAGCGUGAAGACCAGGGCAUGUACCAGUUCCUCAACUCCACACAGCUGCUGCUCCUCGUCGACUGCCUCUUCGAGUCACACAAGUUUGCCAAGGCUUUCAACUCUAACCACGAGCAGAGGAAUAUUCUGUGGAAAGCAGGUUUCAAGGGUAAAGCAAAGCCAAAUCUUCUGAAACAAGAAACCCAGAGUUUAGCAUGUUUGUUCCGAAUUCUGUUCCGUAUGUACAAUGAUGAAACACGAACUGAAGACUGGCCAGCAAUAGAGAAACGCUUGAUAGAUGUUUGUCGUGAGACUUUGGAGUAUUUCCUGUCCCUGCAGUCGGACAGUCACCGAGAGGCUUGGAGCAGUCUCAUGUUGCUGCUGCUUACCAGACUCUUGAAGAUGUCUGACGAACGGUUUCGUGUGCAUUCAGCCAUGUAUUAUCCAUAUAUUUGUGAAAUGCUAAUGUUCGACAUGAAACUUGAAAUGCGCUCUAUUAUGAAAAAAUUCCUUCUGCGUAUUGGGCUUACAUUCAACAUAGUUCCGACGUAAAUCAAGAGAUAAAGACUUGCAAGAGCUUGCCAAUGUGAAAAAAAGCUAAAUCUUGUGGAGUUGCUAUCAAGAGUCAAAAUGAUGUUGUAACCUUGAGUAGCUGCUUGUGCACACUGUAAAAUCACCAAGGUCAUUAUGAAGGAUAUGGUUUCUCGCAUGUUCUAUUUGCCAUGUGCAUAAUGAUGUAUUUUAUGCACAGGUUUUGAUGGAUCAAGACAUUACUGCAUAUUAUUUUGUUUUCCAUGAUAAUUUUAGGAUGUUUGUAACACAAGUUUAUUUAUGAAUUAAUUAAUAAUUAAUAUUAAACCAAGACUUAGUGUAAAAUGUGAAACGAUAGAAUCUUAAUUUGCAUUUUUAGUUUUGUAAAACCUUUUAAAAAUAUUUUUAGUUAUAUUUGAACAUCAUUGCAUUGAUGUUCUUAUUUUCAAUUCAUAUUAAGUUAGUAAAAAUAUAUAUUGCAAGUUAUAUAGCACAACUUACUAGUAUAUAUGUUUUAUAUUCAGAAUGGAAACUACUCAAGUAUACCGAAGUGGUCGAGGCCAAAGAAAUUAAAAUAUUUGAUUUGAUGUGCAAUACCUACAUACAUUGCUUCAAAGCUUUUUUUUCAAUUAAUUAAUUGUUAUAUUUUCUUACUGAUUCAAUAAAAUAUAUUUAUCUUGAUUUGAAAAAGCAAGAGAAAUUUACAUCCUAAGUGUGAGUAACUGUUCAAUUCCUUUUUGUUUAACAUAUCUUGGCUUGAAAUUGUUUAAGUUGGUGAAAAGAAGGCCACAUGUCUUGAAGAGGAAGAGAGAAAGUUCAAUGUUAGUGGACUAGAGGCUUGAAGGGCUGUAUAGAGUGCGUUACAAUUGCAUACAGAUGCCAUAAAGGAAAAUAUAACAUAUUUUUUGGAAUGGAUCAUUUAAAAUUACACUGUUUAUUAAGUUUAUAAUGUUGACAUUGUUAUAUGAAUCGUUGCGUGUUUCAUCUUGUGCAUACCCAUAUUGUUUUGUGCAAAAUACAACUAGUGUCAUGUGCCAGGGUUUUAAGUCAAGUACAGUGUAAGUAGCACUGUGGUGUGAUCAAGUUUAUAUCAUACUUAUACCCGGGAACUGAAUAAAUGGAAAAAGAAAUCCUCUAUUCAUGGAAUGUGUUAUCAUAAUAAAUGUGUAAAUUCUGGUACAGAAGGAUCAUACAGUGAAGAAUCAUUACCGUACUUAUUACAUUGUCAGAUAGGCCUUGAAAAAACCCCAAUCCUGAGGAAGUCCUGCUAAGCAAUUUGGUAAGCUUUUACAGCAAUGUUACUGAAUAUUGCUAUAAAUCAGGGCUCGAACUGAAGAAUUGGUCUCCCACAGCAAGUUUAAAAAGAAUUGAUUUGGGUGAAAAGGCCCACCGACGGCAAUUUUAAGCCUGCCUAUGCCAGUAUGGCAAUCUUUUUUAAAGUGACUUUUACAGCAAAUAAACUUGACUGAAAGGUUAUUUUGCUGUAUGUAGACGUAUUUCAAAUGUACAAAUAUUAAAUACUGGCAAAUGCUGUGGAGCUUUACUGACGGCAUAAAAGUGUCAUCGGUGAUGCUCCCUGCCUACAGCAAUUUAUAUCUCAACAAUGGCAUUUGCCAUCAGUGCUGUCAUCAAGUUCGAGCCCUGAUAAAUUAGAGGGACUGAUUGUAUUAUUUUAUACAUAAUCCAGGUAUCCAUUGUUAAUCAUCUAUUUGCAACGUUUAUUUGUGUGCAGUCGUGUUGGUUAAAUUUUUAUUGAUUAUAUAUAUAUAUAUAUAUAUAUCUGGUAGGAAUAUACUCCUUCUCAGAUGUUAAUAACAGUGGGACCCAUGGGGUAGGGUAGUACAUUUACUCAUACUCAACAUUAUUUUUUCUUUUGAGUACAGUGGAUUCAAGGACAUUGACUAGUUACAUUUCACCAUUUCCAUUCAUCACUUUUCAUUCAAAUAUAGUUGCAUAUAUUUCCACUGAAAAUUAUCUCUGUGAAGCUAGUUUGUUAAGUGUUAAUAGGAAUUGUGGGGUUAUGGCAAUAUUUCUGUCAUCAAGUGGUUCCUUAAUUAACUAAAUGUAUUGCCACUAAAUAUAAUACAUUUAUUUUUGGUUGUGAUUGGUGCACAUUAAAUUUGUGGUAUAUAAGUUUGUGUAAUUUUUUUUUGUACCAACAAAACACAUUCAUGUUCUGUUAUUUUAUUGUUAAAUGAAAGUCAGUACAUAAUUAUAUUUCUUUUCCAUGGUUGCUUUGUCGCUUAAUUCUGUAAAAUCAUCAGAUAGAAACAGCAACGAAUUUGUUGCCACGUUAGGAAGAGCUAAUCAUCUCAUUCCAAAUAUUGAUAAACACAGUACACAUUUUUAAUUCUGUUACAAAUGUAAAGAUGAUUAGUUGAUGGACAAGUGUUUUUCAUGUGAUAACAGAACUCUAGCUAAAAGUGACUAAUUAGACAAUUGGUCCAUAGAUGCCCAAACACAACUUGAACAUGCUACACAACUGAUUUGUAUGGAGGAGACCGGCUACACUCGUUGAAGUUUUUUUAGAUAAAAUUUGUACUAAAUAAACAUGACAGGACCGGAUGUAUAGUUUGGUAUUUAGAGUAUAGGGGUUUUCAGGGGUUAAUUUUAGUGAUUAAAACUGGGGGAAAAACCCGAAACAAUAAAACAAAUUCGGUUUUGAAGGAAUACCGGAUUACCGAGGGUUUGGUUUUGAAAGGUUUCACUCUCAUAUGGAUUUAUUCUUAAUGAUUAAACAAUGUAAAUAUCUCACCGCUGCACUUUUAAGCAUAUCUGUAUCAUUGGGUUUUUUAAUUUGGAUUGUAAAAUUCUAUUUUUGUUUAAAUGUCAAGGUCACAGAUUAAAGAAUUUGAUAUACAUGGAUCUGUACUGUAUUAUUUGUCUUUAUCAGCUAUUAUAAUUUUGUUUCUUUUUCUGUGGGAUGGAUUUAGAAUUAACGAUGAAAGGUAUUACAGUUUACAUGGAAUUAAACCUUGUUAGCUAUCAUUAUCCUUCUUUUACUCAUAGGUGUUGAAACAUUUUUUACUUUGGAUUUAUAGGUGUGGGUUUUUAAUGUUUGAACCAUGAUCUGCAGAGUAUUAUGGUUUUAAAUCUACUAAUUACAUUUACACUAAAUCUGAUUAAAUUUUAAAACAGUCAUACAACCCACUAUACUUGUUUUCCAGUAAGAUCUGAAAAAAAAACCUAGUAAGCAUAAUGGAUUGGAAGAUAAUAUUAUUAUUUCUGUUAGAUUGCAAAAAAGAAAUCUGAAAACUUUAGUAAUUAAAAUAUGUCUGCAUUGUUAAAAUACAUUUUGUGUCAGUAGGAAUCAUUGCAAAAACUCAACUUACACUACUAGACAACCAAAUAUAUUGUUCCUUUUUACUUCGAUAUUUUAUAUCGCUGCAGAAACUGCAAGUUAACCUACCAUUGCUUGAUUUGUAUUUUCUACAUGAAAUCCAAUGUGCAUGUUUCCCUUGUUGUACUGAAUGCAAGAAGGUAAAAAAAAAAGUGAAAAUUACUCUCCAGUAAAAAAGGUGGAAAUUACUCUCCAGUAAAAAAAGUGAAAAUUACUCUCCAGUAAAAAAGGUGGAAAUUACUCUCCAGUAAAAAAGGUGAAAAUUACUCUCCAGUAAAAAAGGUGAAAAUUACUCUCCAGUAAAAAAGGUGGAAAUUACUCUCCAGUAAAAAAGGUGGAAAUUCCUUUUAUUAGUGGUUUUUGGGUGUCAGGAUAAUUAUGACUCGCUCACACUCUCACACACACACUCUCUUUCUCUUUGUGUGUGUGUGUGUGUGUGUGAGAGAGAGAGAGAGAGAGAGAGACACACACACACACACACACACUGACUGACUGACUGACUAAUUAUGCUUCAACAUAAGUUGUCAGAAAGGACUAAGCAAAGAGGAGUAUGGAUCCCAUAACCUGUUGCAUUUCGGGUGGACACUACCACAAAACAAAAUCUCUUUCAUAAGAUAUAACAAGAAUAACAAGAGAAUAGUCAAACCCAUUUGUAAAGGCUGCCUUGGUAUAUGUGUGUGUGUGUGUGCAUGCCAUUGUGAAAUUUAUAUAAAGUUUAACACACGUGUACAUGAACGAACCCAUUUAUAUUCACGUGUUCCUCAUAGCAGGUUUGAUUCUUUUGUUCAUAUGUAACAAAUUUCCUCGUUUUUUUUUAAAUCUCUUAUUGUUAUCUACCUUCCAGAAACCGUUCUUUAAUUGCUUUUGACACUUGCAUUUUAUUGUAGUUUGUUUUUAUUUAUAUAUUAGUUAUAUAUCAUAAGAUAUUAUUGUUUUUCGUUAAAACUAUUAGCUUUCACAUCAUAAUAUAGCCAACACUUGUACUCUGUACAGAUAUUUAAUAUAUAUGUGCAUGUAUUUAUUUGUUUUUUUAUGUUAAUUUUUUGUACUGAACUGAAAAGGUGUAGAUCACUGAAUGUUUGUAUAUAUGGCAAUUUACAUUCUUGUUUUGUUUGCUUAUGCUUCAGUGAUUCUUGUUUGUUCAUGUAAAUAAGAGCAUGUUAAAAUCAGUUACAUUUUGCUAGGGAAGAUUGUUACGCAUGUAAUGUUGAGUUAAAACUGUCAUAGAAUUUGAUAAAAACCUGUACACUGUCAUGGAGUGUUGGAAGUAUUUUGAAAAGAAAUGGUACAAGAUUUUCUUUUAAAAUCUGUUUUUAUCAAAUGAAAAAAAGUUUAAAAUUGAUGACAGGACAUUUCUACAAUAGACAAGAUAUCUAAAGGUUGGAGACUAAAAUCAAUAUUGUGUGACUUGGCCUGAUAAACCCAUAAUGUUCAUGAUAGAAAUACUUAGUGCCAGAUAUUAUAUGAUUAUUCAACAUAUGUUAAGGCCACAUAUGCAACCAAUUGUUUAAUCAGACUUCAUCUUUUAACAUCAUCAAAGAAAACCAAGAGUACAGAUAAAAACAAGGCUAACCUUAGAACAAAUUAGUCACUGUAACCCAACUAAGACAAUUUUUAAAUUUAAUUUCGUCAAUAUAUCGUUUUUAAAGAUAAAAAUAAAAAUUUCAAACAGAAUAAAGAAAAGCAACAAAAUACCUGUCAGCAGACUAACCAACUACUAAAAACAAAAAUUAUGGGUCAGCUAAAAGCAAAGUAUUUUUGUAAACUUUAUUCUUAGUCAAGUUAGCGUGUUUCCUCUGAUGACUGAGUCAGAAUUGCCAAAUGUUUGACAUCCAAUAACCGAUGAUUAAUUAAUUAAUGUGCUCCAGUGGUGUCAUUAAACAGAAUAAAUUUUAACUUUCUUAUUCAAGCUCAUUGAUGGUACAUCCUGGUUCACCAUGCAGAUAAAAUAUAUACAGAGCAGCCUUUUAUACCAGGCUUAAAUAAUAACAAGUGUACCGGUAACCAAAUGUGAAGUUAAUCAUAUUUUUCAAUAUGCUGUUGUAUAUUUUCUGUAUAUGUUGUUGUGGUGUAAAUAAUUAUUCUGUGAUAUAGCCUCACAUUUUUGAUGGGUAUUAAACUUAUGGGUUCAGUAGAAAAAAACAGUUUAUAUUUAUUGACUGAUAAAAUGUACAGUACAAAACAUCCAAUUGUAUAUUCAUAAGACUGCACAAGUAUGUCUGUCAAUAAUUUUAUUAUCUUCAGACAUCUGUUUGAGAAAUAAAACUAUUCAUUUAAUUUUGA